AUGAAAAUUAUUGCACUAAUUAAUGGGAAUAUGCAUCUAUAUGUAAUACAUCCAGUGUUGGGGGAAGAGAAAAUAUUGCCUAUUGAAAACAAUGUAGGUCCCAAUGGCAUAGAAGACGACAAAUUGGAAGAUGACAUGUUGGAUGAAUUGAAUAAUGUUGUUGUAAUAGGAACUUUUGAUGACUUAGGGAACAUUGAAGAUUUUAAUAAUCUAGGUAACAAAUUCGAUGAAGAAGGGCCAACUGGUGUAGAAGAUUCAACUGCAGUUGACCAAGAAGGUUAA
Molecule: messenger RNA, 282 nt
Organism: Vicia faba (fava bean)
Lineage: Eukaryota; Viridiplantae; Streptophyta; Magnoliopsida; Fabales; Fabaceae
Source: the annotation of a GenBank genome assembly